Messenger RNA from Epinephelus moara (kelp grouper), 1319 nucleotides. RefSeq names its product tumor suppressor 2, mitochondrial calcium regulator b (gene tusc2b). The record is from RefSeq and is a predicted model, not a curated record. NCBI's taxonomy places the organism in Eukaryota, Metazoa, Chordata, Actinopteri, Perciformes, Serranidae. Bases 244 to 579 code for a protein of 111 amino acids. Gene Ontology annotation, cellular component: mitochondrion. Gene Ontology annotation, biological process: regulation of mitochondrial membrane potential; inflammatory response. The transcript has 4 exons.
AAAAAGACGUAGAAGAAGAAGAACGUUGGUUAGCAUAAACAGCUAGCGUAUCUGUGUGUGUGUUAUCUUCUACAGAUUUAGCAACCCAGCAAGGCAAAUUCAACAAACAACAUUUCAUACCCGCGAACACAUCAAACCCACUUUCGGUUUCAUAUUCUGAAGGUCACUUUUCUCCUGGUACAGUAACACUGUAACACCACUGGCAGUCCUGUGACCCAAGAAAAUAAUGUGCUGCAGCUGAAGAUGGGUGGUAGUGGCUCCAAAUCCAAAGGAUUUUGGCCUUUUUCUGGCUCAGGUAGUACGGACGAUCCAACCAAAGAUGGAAGCGAGCAGUCAAUGGCGAGAGUACGAAGUUUCCCAGGCGCAACACCUUUUGUGUUUACUAGACGAAGCUCUAUGUUCUUUGAUGAAGAUGGUGACUUGGCCCACGAGUUCUAUGAAGAGACAAUUGUGACAAAAAAUGGACGUAAAAAAGCUAAGCUGAAGAGGAUUCAAAAAAACCUAACACCUCAGGGAAUUAUAAAGCUGGAGAUCCCUUGCAUCCAUGUAGAUUUCCCAGUUGUCCUCUGUGAAGCCUGAUGAUGCCUGAGCAGCGUCUCAGACAAGCCACUGUGUCAACUCCGUCCUGUGGUUUCCCCUACAGCUGGAAGCCUGAACCACCUUUUAAAACAACAUGAUCUCUUGAUAUAUUUGAUGCCCUUAUGUGGACAGGCUGAUGCAAUGUGUGCUGAGCCUCUGCAUGUGAUCUGUUUUGGCUUGUGUGCAGUUAGACACAGAAUAGGUCACCAGUGAGAUCUAGAGGGGUGCCAAGUUGGCAAAACCCUCUCAGUUUACAGAUCAUGGUUUGUGUGCAUGUACGUGUGAAUGUGUGUGCAGACACGGGAUGAAAUGUGACAGAGUCUGGGAUUUAUCGCAGCAGAUUGUUUUCUGGUAUGAUUCAUUGAACUCUAGGAGUUUGAGGAGAACGUAACCAGUUCUUCCCUCUGUCACGGUCAUAGCUAGUGCGGGAAAGUUUUAAGUGCACACUUUCUUUAUCCUUUUUUUUUUUUCGACACCAUCAUGACUUGCUUUUUUAUGCAUGGAACAAGAUCUGCUUAUCAGUAAAUAGCCUAGGGAGUUGACAAUCAGUGGCCGUCAAAAUCUGAAGUGGAUUAAUGUCAUAUGUUGGAUGGACUGGCUUCAAUGACCUCAGAGCCACACAUGUACACAGCAGCAGUGAGUCUAAUGAGAGAUCCUGUUGUUUUGUUUGCUGCUUUGGCAUAAUAUGUUUCACUUUUAAUUUAUUAUAACUGUUUUUUAAUUACAAUAUCAAAUGCUAA